Messenger RNA from Punctularia strigosozonata HHB-11173 SS5, 2004 nucleotides. RefSeq names its product L domain-like protein. The record is from RefSeq and is a predicted model, not a curated record. The transcript has 11 exons. Gene Ontology annotation, molecular function: protein binding. Bases 1 to 2004 code for a protein of 667 amino acids. Lineage: Eukaryota; Fungi; Basidiomycota; Agaricomycetes; Corticiales; Punctulariaceae.
AUGCCGAAGGUGACUUUCACGCCGAGUCCUGCCGGGCGCGCGACAAGUACUACGCCCGUGUCUGCGCUGAAGGAUCCGAGCCGUAGCCGUUAUCAGACUCCUCAAAGUCGACUCGUGCACCACCGGAGUGUUAGCUUCUCUGACGGCAAGCGUGACGGGCCUAUCGUUGAUGCUGAGGAGAUCGAUGCCAGCGCUGAGCUCACUGGUGAAGAGUUAUCCAACCUGUCCGUGGACUUGGGCAACGGGGAUGUGUUCGUGCCGAGCGCGAGGUCAAAGCGGAUCGAAAACCUGAUGCAGGGUCUUGAAGAGGACGAUACCAGCUUUGAGGAUGAGUCCCCUUCGAAAGACACAGGCCGACCUCCCCUACCCCAACUGCAGCCGUUGAGUGCCCGUCGGCCAAGCACAAGCCCUUCCAAGGUUGCCAGCACGGUAUCCGCCAGAGUCAACGGUGACGUUUCUCGACGAGUGUUCUCUCAGAGUCAUGGUUCGCCGUUGCAGAAGUCCCAAGUCAACGAGUCGAAAGCGAACGCCACAUUUCUGACGGAAUGUUCGUUCGCCGUGAGCCAUGACAAGCUGGUACAGGUCAUCACCGACGUCCAACCGUUCGAACCUUACUGGGAAGAGCUGAGUUGCAUCGAUCUGAGCCGAAGGAAUGUGGACAGCGUUGCCAGGCUGAAGGAAUUCCUCCCAAAACUCGACUCGCUCUCGCUUGGAGUGCCUAAAACCGUGCGGACCCUGACUGUGGCAUCGAAUCAGUUAACCAGUUUGACGUCGUUCAAUCAUCUACUCAAUCUCGAGAACCUGGAUAUCAGCCGCAACAACAUUGACUCGCUGCGACAAUUGGCGUGCCUGCGUCACCUCCGCGAGCUUCGAGCUGACGGGAACCAGAUCACCUCAUUCGACGGCCUGCAACGAUUGGACGGGCUGGUUAAACUCAGCGUUCAGAACAACCGGAUAAGCGAGAUCGAUUUCUCCGAAUACAGAUGGAACCGGCUGGAGAUGUUGAACCUGAGCCAUAACCGGGUGGACCACAUCACGGAACUAUCGACGUUAUCCGCGCUGAUCUCCCUCAACCUUGAUAACAACCUCCUCACUGAGCUCGAAUGCGAGGAACCCAUGCCCCGCUUACGUAUACUCCGUGUGAGCAACAACAAGCUUCAAGUCCUAGGAUGCGCGCCCUUCCACAAUGUGCGCACCCUGUACGCCGAUAAUAACGACCUCCGCAAGCUCGCCAAGGCGCACAAGCUGACCAAAUUGGAGAAUCUGAGCCUUCGGAACCAAGCUGGGAAGGGACUGCGUGUGGACAUGCACGACAUUCGUGACGUGAAGCGGUUGUACCUUUCGGGAAACCGGAUGGACGCCGGUUUCCUCACGGAGCCGUGCUACAACCUGAUCUACCUCGAGCUCGCCGCCUGUCGGCUGACCUCGCUCGUCGGGGACAUGGCGCGUCUCGUACCGAACCUUCGGGUGCUGAACCUCAACUACAACUUCCUCGACGACGAAGGCAUCGCGCCGCUUCGGGGGCUCAGUAGGCUCAAGAAGCUCACGGUGAUCGGCUCUAGACUCAAGGGGACGAAGGCGCUCGUCCGGUGUGUCAGAGGGAUGCCGGAAGUGGAAAUGCUCGACUUUAGGAUGAAUCCGUGCACGUUAGGGUGGUACCUUCCGCUUAUAGAUGGCCCUGCAGGAACGAGAGGAGGAGGAGGGAGGGGCACCACCCAUACCACCGGUGCGGCGGUGGCGGCGUCGGCGGAGGAGGGGAGGGAGAAACUCUGGAACUCGUGGCAGGAGCUGGACGCCAAGUUUAGACGCGAUUUACCGGACGAGUCCUACCUGGGCCGACUGGCCUAUCGGGGGCUCAUCAUGCGGGCGUGCAGCCAGAUCCGGAUGCUGGACGGGGUGCAAGUCACCGGGAAGGAGAAGGACAAGGCCGAGCGGGUGCUCGUCGCCAUCAUGGCCAAGACGCGCAACGGCAAGCCACCGCCGGAGCUCGGAGGAUCAAGCUGA